This is a messenger RNA of Gorilla gorilla gorilla (western lowland gorilla), 1486 nucleotides long. RefSeq names its product serpin family E member 3 (gene SERPINE3). Gene Ontology annotation, molecular function: serine-type endopeptidase inhibitor activity. The record is from RefSeq and is a predicted model, not a curated record. The transcript has 7 exons. Lineage: Eukaryota; Metazoa; Chordata; Mammalia; Primates; Hominidae. Gene Ontology annotation, biological process: negative regulation of endopeptidase activity. Bases 106 to 1380 code for a protein of 424 amino acids.
AGCUGGGGGUCCCAGUCCUCUGUGGGACAUGGCCCUCUUUCAUCACCAGCUUCCAGCCUACCCUGCAUCUCUUCCCUCUGAAUUGCAGGAACCCUCCCAGCCUCCAUGCCGCCUUUCCUGAUCACCCUCUUCCUCUUUCACUCUUGCUUCCUCCGAGCGAAUGGCCACCUCCGUGAAGGAAUGACAUUGCUGAAGACUGAGUUUGCACUUCGCCUCUACCAGAGUGUGGCCGCGUGUAGAAAUGAGACGAACUUUGUCAUCUCUCCUGCUGGUGUGUCCCUCCCCCUGGAGAUCCUGCAGUUUGGAGCAGAAGGGAGCACUGGCCAGCAGCUGGCAGAUGCCCUGGGGUACACUGUCCAUGACAAAAGGGUGAAAGAUUUCUUGCAUGCUGUUUAUGCCACACUACCCACCUCCAGCCAAGGUGCCGAGAUGGAGCUGGCCUGCAGCCUUUUUGUGCAAGUGGGAACGCCACUGUCCCCCUGCUUUGUGGAGCACGUCUCCUGGUGGGCUAACAGCAGCCUGGAACCAGCCGACCUCGGUGAGCCCAAUAGCACCGCCAUCCAGACUAGCGAAGGGGCCUCCAGAGAGACUGCAGGUGGGGGCCCCAGUGAGGGCCCUGGUGGCUGGCCGUGGGAGCAAGUCAGUGCAGCAUUUGCUCAGCUUGUGCUUGUGAGCACCAUGUCCUUCCAAGGCACUUGGCGGAAGAGAUUCUCCUCCACAGACACACAGAUCCUGCCUUUCACCUGUGCCUAUGGCCGCGUCCUUCAGGUCCCCAUGAUGCACCAAACGACCGAGGUCAACUACGGUCAGUUCCAGGACACUGCAGGCCAUCAGGUGGGGGUGCUGGAGCUUCCUUACCUGGGAAGUGCAGUGAGUCUGUUCCUGGUGCUGCCCCGUGACAAAGACACCCCCCUGAGCCACAUCGAGCCACACCUCACAGCCAGCACCAUCCACCUCUGGACCACCAGCCUGAGGAGAGCCAGGAUGGAUGUGUUCCUGCCCAGGUUUAGGAUCCAAAAUCAAUUCAACUUAAAAAGCAUUUUAAAUUCUUGGGGAGUCACCGAUCUUUUUGAUCCACUCAAAGCUAACUUGAAAGGAAUUUCAGGCCAAGAUGGCUUUUAUGUUUCUGAAGCAAUCCACAAGGCCAAGAUUGAAGUUUUGGAGGAAGGCACCAAGGCAUCUGGAGUCACAGCUCUGUUGUUAUUGAAAAGGUCUCGGAUUCCUAUUUUUAAAGCAGAUCGGCCAUUCAUCUAUUUCCUGAGAGAACCUAACACAGGUAUUACAGUAUUUUUUGACAGGAUUCAGAUAAUUUAUCAGUGUCUCUCUAGCGACAAGGGCUCAUUUGUCCACUAUCCCCUCAAAAAUAAGCAUUCUUUCUAGCUGUUUUUAUGGUGCUUCAGAAGCUUCCCAGUUGCUGUCUUGUAUCCUAAGAAAGGGGACUAUUUCAUAAGUACAAAGGAAACUUAUCCUCCAUGUUUUUUACCUU